AUGAAUGUGAGACGACAAAACAAGAACAAAGACUGGAAUAAACUGGAAGUAGAUAAUUUAGAACUAUUAUCAAGACUCUUCAACAUUAAAAUCCCACCGUUCUGGCCCAACAAUCCUGGAAUAUGGUUCCCGCAAGUGGAAAAUCAAUUUACAUUGGCAAACAUAACAAGUGACGCCACAAAAUUCAACUACAUAGUUGCCAAUUUAGACAAAGCUUACAUAUUAGAAGUUAGGGACAUUAUUGUUUCACCACCAGCUACAGAGAGGUAUGUAAAAUUAAAGUCAGAGUUAAUUAAGAGACCUAGUGCAUCACAGCAACAAAAAAUUAAAAGACUACUUGAGCAUGAAGAACUGGGCGAUCGAAGACCUUCCCAAUUCGUACGACAUUUACAGCCUUUAGCAGGCACAACGGUACCAGACAAUAUUGUAAGGUAUCUGUGGUUAGGUAGACUGCCAUCGUCUACACAGGCUAUUCUAGCUACUCAAGCUAAAGCUAGUUUGGACGCAGUUGCCGAGCUAGCUGACACAAUAUCUUAA
Molecule: messenger RNA, 537 nt
Organism: Diabrotica virgifera virgifera (western corn rootworm)
Lineage: Eukaryota; Metazoa; Arthropoda; Insecta; Coleoptera; Chrysomelidae
Exons: 2
Coding region: 1-537 (178 amino acids)
Source: RefSeq, a predicted model, not a curated record